Amphimedon queenslandica is the source of this 1969-nucleotide messenger RNA. RefSeq names its product digestive organ expansion factor homolog. The coding region runs from base 123 to 1931 and encodes 602 amino acids. The record is from RefSeq and is a predicted model, not a curated record. Gene Ontology annotation, cellular component: small-subunit processome; nucleolus. The transcript is spliced from 16 exons. Gene Ontology annotation, biological process: maturation of SSU-rRNA from tricistronic rRNA transcript (SSU-rRNA, 5.8S rRNA, LSU-rRNA). NCBI's taxonomy places the organism in Eukaryota, Metazoa, Porifera, Demospongiae, Haplosclerida, Niphatidae. Gene Ontology annotation, molecular function: U3 snoRNA binding; rRNA binding.
UGGCGGCCAACACCAGAAAGAGAAAGAGAACAACAGCUUCAAAGAAGCGUUCCUGCCGCCAAAAAGUAGAAGAAACUUUCCCUCACAAUUUAGAGAAGGAUGAAGAAAGCAUUGAGAGUUCCAUGAAUUCUAUUCCUCCUACCGAAACUUAUGUAGAAUUGAGCACUUGUGAUGAAAAUAAUUAUAAAAGCAACGACGAUGACGACGACGAUGAUGAUGAUGAUUUAUCUGCUUCUCAUCUCAAAGAUGAUCAGGAUCACUUCUUCUCUAUUCAUUACGAGAGGCUAUUAACUGAAUCUGAUGUAGACAACUUAAAAGAUUUAUUUUCAAAAGCACUGACAUUGAAUAAAGAGUACAAAGACAUUGGUCUCAUUCAAUGGUUGAGAACACCUUCUAAUAACAAGGACACUAUAUGGAGAGAUGAUUCCAGUCAAGUUCAACUAAAGGAUCUUCAUGUUAGGGAGCCUUUGGUGACAUUAUGGCCAACUGUUAAUAAAACAAGUGUCAAAAGACCGUUCACAGAUCUGCAGGAUAAUUUGUUUCAAGUGAUGAAUGCUUAUAAGGAUCUGAUGUAUACUGGUCAAACAUUUGAGAAUGAAUCUGAGAUCAGACGAUUAUAUGUUCUUCAUUCUUUGAACCAUGUCAUAAAGAACCGUUCUCGGGUCCUGAAGAACAACAUCCGUCUUGCAAUGGCUGCCAAAGAAGGACGUGAUCUUGGUGACAUUAGGGACCAAGGAUUGACUCGUCCAAAGGUCCUUAUCCUAGUUCCUUUCCGACACUCUGCAUUAAAGAUAGUCUCAUCAAUGAUUAGCAUACUAGUGACUCCUGGAAAGGGUGAAGUGGCUAAUAGGAGAAAGUUUUUUAAGCUUUAUGGUGAAGAUAAAGAGAGCAAGCCUCCAGAUUAUAAGCCAGAUUCUUAUCAUCAGCUGUUUUCUGGUAAUAUCGAUGAUUGUUUCAGGAUUGGUUUAUCUGUCAAGAAAAAUCGUCUCAAACUUUUUACACAAUUCUACUCUAGCGACAUCAUUAUUGCCUCUCCCCUUGGGCUGAGGACCAUCAUUGGGAGCGAGGGAGAGAAACAAAGGGACUACGACUUCCUCUCUUCCCUUGAGAUGGUCAUCGUUGAUCAAACCGACAUAUUCCUAAUGCAAAACUGGGACCAUCUUUUAGAUGUUUUCAAGCACUUGCACUUGCUGCCCUUUGAUGGUCAUGGUGUUGAUUUCUCUCGUAUCCAUGAGUGGUCGUUAAACUGUUGGAGUCAAUAUUACUCUCAGCUCAUCAUGAUCUCCUCAUUUCCAACGCCAGAAAUUAAUUCACUAAUAACGUCACACUCUCGAAAUUACGAAGGGCAAGUUAGGGUACACUCUGCUUCCUGGAAAGGCUCAAUCUGUCAGAUCCUUAAAAGAGUCCCUCAUGUUUUUCACAAUUUGAAAUGCACUAAUCAUCUAGAGCUCCCUGACGUUAGGUUUCAGUAUUUCAUUGAAACGGUACUUCCUCAGCUUUCGGCUAGCAAUAUCAAUCAUGUCUGUAUAUUCAUUCAAUCUUACUUUGAUUUUGUGCGAGUCAGAAAUUUUAUGAAGAGAGAAGAGUACAGCUUUUGUCAUAUAUCAGAAUAUACAAAGAGCUCUAGUGUUUCUCGCUCAAGAUCAUUCUUUGCUCAAGGUAACAAGAAGUUUCUUCUCGUUACUGAAAGGUUUCAUUUUUUCCGGAGAUACCAUAUCAAAGGAAUCCACCAUCUUGUCUUCUAUUCUCUUCCGAAUUAUUGUGAAUUUUAUUCAGAGCUAGUUAAUCAAAUGGAGUGCGUGGAUGAUAAUAAAGUUUUGGCACUGUAUUCAAGAUAUGAUGCACUAUCAAUCCAAAGGAUAAUUGGAACUAGCAGAGCACCCGAGCUUAUCAGCUCAACUGAACCUUUACACACAAUUUCAUUCAACUGAUUAUUUAUUUAAAAGAUUUGUUUAUAUAUUGUCUGAAA